Messenger RNA from Larimichthys crocea (large yellow croaker), 1515 nucleotides. RefSeq names its product transcription factor E2F2. Gene Ontology annotation, cellular component: RNA polymerase II transcription regulator complex. The transcript has 9 exons. The coding region runs from base 131 to 1360 and encodes 409 amino acids. Gene Ontology annotation, biological process: regulation of transcription by RNA polymerase II. The record is from RefSeq and is a predicted model, not a curated record. Lineage: Eukaryota; Metazoa; Chordata; Actinopteri; Sciaenidae. Gene Ontology annotation, molecular function: DNA-binding transcription factor activity, RNA polymerase II-specific; protein dimerization activity; RNA polymerase II cis-regulatory region sequence-specific DNA binding.
GGUGUGAGAGUAAAUAAACCGGAUCAGCUGACUCGUUGUGGCGGUUGUUUCUGAAUCCUGCACGGUCCCGGUGACCGGUCUGUGGAGGAGCCGUCGGCAUUGGGUUUGGGUUGCAGGAGACGCGGUUACCAUGGUGAAGUGUGUCGUCUCCGGUUGUCCGAACCGCGAGGUGCGGAUCUUCAACCGAGCACCGAGGAGGUUCUUCAGCUUCCCCAAAGACCCGGCCAGGGUCAAGGUGUGGCUGGCGGCACUGAGGGAGACCGACAAGCAGAGCUGGACAGAGCAGCAUUUAAUCUGCGAGGACCACUUCCUGCCGGAGGACAUCACAGCCGAUGGGGUCAACAGAGACGCCAUCCCCAUCAUGCCCCCCUGCCUGGACGGGUCCCUGAGCAUGAUCAGCUCCUGGGGGGCCGAGUCGUCUGAUGAGGAGGAGCAGUGGGCCGCAGGCGGGGGCGAUGAUGAGGAAGAAGAAGAUACUUAUGAAGGUGUGUGUGCUGGUUUUUCUAACGUGGUGGCCCGUGUAUGGGACCCCCCUGAACCAGAACUUCCUGCACCAGAAUCUCCUGCACCUGAGCUUCCUGCACCUGAGCUUCCUGCACCUGAACCUCCUGCAGUGGAUCCGUCACAGCAGGAUUCAAGUCCCUGGAAGACCUCAGGAACCAAGACGACUAGUGACGGCCUGCAGCAGAGGACAGACGAGAACUGGACCGAGACAGACACCAAAAAGGAGGUUUCCAUGCGCGCGCUGGUGAAGCGCUUCCUGGAGAUGAUGCUGACGGCUCCGGGCGGCCUGCUGGACGUCAGGCAGGUGGUCGCGAGCCUGCAGACCCGCAGGCGACGACUCAACGACGUCACCAACGUCCUGCGAGGCAUCAACCUCAUCGACAAGCCGGCGGCCCACUUAUUCACGUGGACGGGAGAGAGUCAGAUCUCCAGCUUCCUGUGGAAGAACGAGCAGAUGUUCCAGAGAGAGUUGGACAACAUGAAGCUGGUGGAGGACACGCUGGACGGCCUCAUCAAAAGCUGCGCCCAGCAGCUCUUCGACGUGACGGACGAUGAGGAAAACGCGGCGUUUGCCUACGUGACUCACGAGGACUUCAGCCGACUCACGGUCCUCCAGGAACAGACGCUGUUUGUUGUCAAAGCUCCAGAAGAAACAAGACUGAAGGUUCCCGCUCCCAAAAGGGACAACAUCCAGAUCCAUCUGAAGGCGGGGAAGCCCAUCACGGUGUUGAGCUGUGACGUCGGGAUGGAAGACACGACCGGAGAGACGAGCGACUGCUUCUUAACGUUGGAGGAAAGCCGGAUAAAGACGGCUACGCUGCACACAGAGUCCUUGGGGCGACAGAGUGCUGUGUAGAGUGCAUAGCCACCAGCCGACCAACGGGAGGCGCCAGCUGUCCGGUUCAGACACGAGGCUGGAAAAACAACGGACGCCUGACUGGAUUAUCUUCAGGACCAGGAUCGUUCAAAGAGAAUUUAAACUGACUGAUGUGUUUAAACCUGCUGAACUGA